AUGGCCCAGAUCUCGCCAUUCGAUAUCCCAUUUGAUAAACUCCCAAACCCUCGCCAGGUGUGGGUAGGCGCACCAGGGAGCCUGGAAGAGGGCCUAGGGAAAAUUUCCCUUUUGACCCCAGAAGUCGUCGCCGAAGCAGCUGCAGAAAUCAAAACGGGAGUGCGGGUGACCCUUGGUUGGGAGAUGACGAAACUUGAACUGGCGAAUCUAAAUCGACAACCUUGCCAGCAUCAUAUCAUCUCCCUUCUGAAUGGUCUUGCGUUUGACGAUGUUUACAUCAUGAACCCUCUUGAUUUAGAACAAAGCAGCCAGUGGGACGGGCUACGUCAUUUCUCGCAACCCGUACCUGCUACCGAUGGAAAGUCUGCGGAACGAGUAUUCUAUGGGGGAACCACUGCUAGUGAAAUACUUAAUCGAUCAAACGAUCGCAUCGGGAUGCAAUACUGGGCUCGUCAAGGAAUUACAGGCCGCGGAGUUCUUAUUGACUACGCAUCCUAUGCCGCAAAAAGAGGAAUUAAAUAUAGCACUUUUUCCACUCAUCAAAUCCGCCUAUCGGAUAUCUUAGAGAUUUCUGCCGAUUGUAACCUGACGUUUAAACGUGGAGAUAUUCUAUUCAUCAGGAUCGGAGUGACAAAUGAGUGGGACAAUGUCAUGACUGAUGACCAAAAACGGGCGUACUCGGUAAAUCCGAAGCCAGAACAUGCGGGCGUUGAAGCUACAACUGAAUGCUCCGUUGGCUUUGGGACACGGGAUUCUCCGCCGUUGCAGGCGAUGCUGUCAGCUGGGAGGUGUAUCCUCCACAGAACCCAGAUAUCUUCCUACACGAGUAUUUACUUGCAGGUUGGGGAGUUCCAAUAG
Messenger RNA from Histoplasma mississippiense, 858 nucleotides. RefSeq lists its product as hypothetical. The transcript is spliced from 4 exons. The record is from RefSeq and is a predicted model, not a curated record. Lineage: Eukaryota; Fungi; Ascomycota; Eurotiomycetes; Onygenales; Ajellomycetaceae. The coding region runs from base 1 to 858 and encodes 285 amino acids. Gene Ontology annotation, molecular function: arylformamidase activity.